This is a messenger RNA of Seminavis robusta, 1227 nucleotides long. The record is from the annotation of a GenBank genome assembly. NCBI's taxonomy places the organism in Eukaryota, Bacillariophyta, Bacillariophyceae, Naviculales, Naviculaceae.
AUGUGCAAAGAAACAUGUUGUGUAGAAUCUGUGGCAAUUUCAUUGGAGCAAGAUGAACAUCAAAUCAUACAGACAAGGGAUGGCAUUGAGUUGGCUGAUCUCAUCUUGCCACAUGGAGAAUUAGAGCCAGAACAUAUGAAAUACCAUGGUCAAACAUUGCAUGCAGCCAUGCUGCCCUGUCUAGUGCCAGGGACAAUUAUCACUUUGGAAAAUCAUCGGGAGCAAACAAUCUACUUUUGGCACAAGCUUCGACAGCACAUACAAGUGCCAUUUAUACUCUUUACAACAGGAUCUGAUGGAGACUCCCCUGAAGUCUAUGAUCAUUACAUUGCAGACCCUCUCUUGAUCCAGUGGUAUGGAACAAACCCAAUCAACAGGUCACAUCCUCUCUUCCAACAAAACCUUCAUAAAUUCCGAUCACUUAACCUGGGCCUGUCGUAUCAGCACCCACAAGAAAGGCAUCUUCUACCGUAUUUGCAGCUCAACAACUUCACUAAUCCUUUCUUGGACAAGAGAAAAUGGGAUUUCUCCAGGGAGGAAUUCAACUUUGAAACAGAUGUGUUUGUUCAUUUUGGACUUAAUAGGCCCCACAGAAAGCAGCUUUGGAACCUGCUGUGCCCAAAUACAACUACAACUGGAAGCUCUUGUAAUGCUGACACCAAUGGCCUUGAAGUUCACAAGUUGUAUUCUGGCAUGAGUCAGUAUCGAUUUGGCAUCAGUCCAACAGGAGUGGGCUAUGACUGCUAUCGAACAUAUGAGAUGCUUUUGCUGGGUGUCAUCCCAAUCGUGGAGAAAACUUGGACCAAAGACCUAUUUGAGGGUCUGCCUGUGAUUCAAAUGGAAGACUUGGCCAGUGCAUCCAGUAAGCAAGACUUUGUGGAUGCCAUUCAGAACUACAUUGCAAGUGAUUCAUUUCAGAAUGCAACCUUUGAGAGGGGUUGGGAACGUUUGUUUUUGAAAUCCAGACGACAAGAAUUGCUGCAGGUUAGUCAGAGAGAAAAAGAAGUGCUUGUUGACCAGCAUGGCAUGCAGUACUACCAAGCCUACCAAUACACUGUGAUUGGCAGCAAUCACAGCCAUCUUCAACCUGAAGAUUGCAAAUAUGGAUGUGAGGUCCAUGAUGAUGAUGCUAUAAAGGAUUGGUUUGAAAGCCCUCUUCCCACACUGACAGGGGACGAAAUCAAGUGGCUGCAAGAUUGGGAGAAGAAAAGUCAAAUCCCACAAUAA